This is a messenger RNA of Diachasma alloeum, 1163 nucleotides long. It is a transcript of the gene Spt3, whose product is annotated as transcription initiation protein SPT3 homolog. The transcript is spliced from 4 exons. Gene Ontology annotation, molecular function: protein heterodimerization activity; transcription coactivator activity. Lineage: Eukaryota; Metazoa; Arthropoda; Insecta; Hymenoptera; Braconidae. The record is from RefSeq and is a predicted model, not a curated record. Gene Ontology annotation, biological process: transcription by RNA polymerase II. Bases 114 to 995 code for a protein of 293 amino acids.
CUCUCUUAAAACACAUGUCAUAACAACUCUGCAAUCUCCAAAAAAUUCUCUCUGUCUAAAUCCAGCAACAAUCAUCAUUCCUAAAAAUUGUUUAAACAUAACAAUCAUCAGUGAUGAGUGAAUUAUCAGACUGGAAAUGCGAGCCCUCGAACUACAUAACAGAAAUCAGGAGAAUGAUGUACGGCUUUGGCGACUCCUCAGAGCCCCUGAUAGAAUCAGCAACAUUGAUAAAUGAUGUUGUGCAGAAGCAGAUGAAGGGGAUUGUUUAUGAGGCGUGCAGAGUGGCUGACAGGAGACAAUCGGAUGUUGUUGAGGAGCAGGAUUUCCUAUUUCUUCUGCGUCGAGAUAAAGUUAAAUUACAUCGGUUGCUGAAAUAUCUUCAAUUCAAAACAACCGUCAGGAAAGUGCUCGACACAAAUCUAUUUUCAUCCACUGAAGAGUCAUCAAAUGAAAUAAAAUUCGACAAACGGUUCCACCAAUUUCUGAGCAAUAUUGAGAGCCCCAGUGACACAACAACCGUCGACCACGUGAAGAAAGCCCGCGACUUACGGGCUGAAAUGCUCUCUCGAAGGCUGGACGCCGUUCGCUACAUGGAGUACAGCACCGCGAGAUCAGCCUCAUUCGCGAACAAGUAUAAUCACAAAUUUGGGAGCUGGAUAGCGACGGAGGGGGAUCUGAAGAUAUCGAAACAGGCGUACGCGGUGUUGGGGUAUUUUGCGUAUGAGACUGUGGCGCAGAUAAUGGAUUUUGCGUUUCUGGUGAAGCACGACCAGACGAAGAUACAUGGGGAUGCGUUGGAUAGGCUCAGGCUGGGCUAUUGUAAUCCUGCGACGUACAAGCCUUAUCAACAUGGCAAGGGAGCCUCGAUGAAGCCAGUGACUCCAUCAGAAAUAAACGAGGCCCUCAGGCGCUACUGGUCCCCCCAACUGGACAAAACAGGCCCCUUCAAUCGCUGGUCAACGCCCAAACAACACCCCAAGUUCCUCGCCAUCUAGACUAGAUGCAGUACCUUUCCAGAAUAACUCCCCUCCAAGACCACUUCCAAGUACUCCUUUUAAUACAAAUUUUUAUUACAUUAUGUGACAAUAUCUACAAUUUAAUAUCCCUAAGUGAUUCAUCGCGAUCUCAUUAUAAAAUCAAUACCAAUAACGGUUCUCCUGGAA